Molecule: messenger RNA, 9341 nt
Organism: Acanthoscelides obtectus
Lineage: Eukaryota; Metazoa; Arthropoda; Insecta; Coleoptera; Chrysomelidae
Source: the annotation of a GenBank genome assembly
AGGGCCUAAGUUGAUAUGAAGUGGCAGCUCACGCUAACGAGCAAACUUCCCACAACUCCAAUGAACUCCACAGAGCCGUUCGGGGACAAGGAAUGAAUCGUUAAUAUUCACGAGCGCCAAGAGACCAUUAAGGAAACUCCAAGAUGAGCUUUUUUAAUUCUUUAUCGGAGUAUGUUUCCAACAGCGUAGCUGGGCUGUCACUGAGUCCAAAACGGUUUUCUUUGUCUCGAAGCGACACUCCAGAGACCCCAGUAGUGACAGUGGUGGGCAGCGGGGGCCCAGGCGGUGCCUCGGGGUCCGGUUCGCGCAGCAACUCUGGAGACAGCAACUGCACGCCUGGAUUCCCAAAGGUGCUUCCGGCACCAGGUGCCGCAGCGCUGGCCACACGGCGUCGCAGCACCAUGGAAUGCCUUGGAGCCCCUGCGCCUCCUCCCAUGCGUCGUCAUUCCUUCAGGAAAGCUUCACCAGCUGGAGGGCCAAGAACGUCGCUUGGCAGCUCUAUCCAAGCGCAGAAGAGUCAGAAUUUCUGCUGUAGGAGGCUCAGCUGGCCGGAGAUAGAUCAUCAAGUUAGAUCCGGCGUCCAAGAGAUCGACGGCGGCUACUUCGAGAGCUUCACGGCAUUAGCAUGGAAACAAGAGAACCAGAGGCAGGAUGUAAUGAAGCAGGCAGAGCAAUAUGCCGCUGAACCCCCUCCUCCUGAGAGCGAGUUGGGGAUUACUCCAAUAGACUACUCUCAGCCGCAAAGUGAGAAAGACAAACUUUAUGUGGAGAUGCUUUACACAAUCGCGAAUGCGGUAGGAGCACCAGCUCCUGGAGGUCAAUACGCUCAUUACAAAGAAGAUCUGUACCUGUAUGGACAGAGAGCAUUCGGUAUCCCAGGUGACAGACACUAUCGGAUGAUGCAUACUGCCGGUGAAGAGCAACCCCCUAUUGUAGUACUGAGCGUCAUUGUGAUUGAAGCAGAAGGCUUAGAAGCCAAAGAUGCAAAUGGUUUCAGUGAUCCAUACUGCAUGCUGGGCAUCCAACCAACAAUGGCGGCUCCAACCUCCCCACAGCCUGGCACGCCUAGUCGCACACUAUCAGAUGCCUGCUGCCCAACCACUGGCGGAGGUGGAACAGGAACGGAACGUGGCACAACGGGAGGAGGAACAACACAAUCUGAACUAGGGAGCAGUGGUAACCACGACAAGUUACGGAAACACCACAGUUUUAAGCUGAGUUUCAAACGCAAGGAGGGAAGGAUACGAGAGCAAAGAGACAGCUUGGGUGGAGGACAGCUACCAGCAAAAUUCAUCAGAGCUACUUCUGUUAAGUCGCAUACACUCAAUCCGAAGUGGAAUGAAAAGUUUAGAUUCGAUAUUGACGAUAUCAACAGCGACUCGCUCCAUCUUGAUAUCUGGGACCAUGACGACGAAAGCUCUGUUUUGGAGGCUGUCAGCAAGUUGAACGAAGUUCGGGGCGUUAGAGGACUAGGAAGAUUUUUCAAACAAGUUUGUCAAUCGGCUAGACAGAGUUCUCAAGAUGAUUUUUUAGGAUGCGUCACAAUUCCUCUACAAGAUAUUCCAUCAACGGGCUUGGAGGGUUGGUUCAAAUUGGAAGCUCGAUCACAGAGAAGUUCUGUACAGGGCCGAAUCCGAUUGAAAAUGUGGCUAUCUACAAGAGAGAAUCGAGGAGCUACUGACGAUGAUAACUGGACUGAACUGACACAACAUGAAAAUCUGUAUGCAGCAUUUAUUGACCAUGAGCUAAAAAACUGGGGUCGUGAGUCCUGGACGUGGGGUGGUGACCUUCCAGGACCGGCAUUGACUAUUCUUCAUCAACAUGCUGUACAAGGUGAUCUGAGUGAUCUCCAAGCUGCAUUAGCUCGAUUCGUAGCUGCUUCAAGAGUAUAUCUAAAACGUCCCUUAGACCCGCGAUGGAUGCUUCAACUGCUCACGGAUAUAGAAACCGCCUGGAUGACAUAUACACUUACCAGGGAGGAAGAAAUGUGGUUGGCCGAGAAGUUUACUGCAAUGCAAGAAAGGUGGCUUCAACAGCUCCGUCAUCAUAGGCAGUUGUUCCCUGCUUUACAUCCUCCAUCUUUAGUACGUUUAGAAUAUAUUUUAAGAUGCCUAGCGUACAUGUCAAACAUGAAAGCCUUCUGGAAAUGUUGCCCAUUUAACAAAGAAAUUCGAGGCGACAUCGUAGCAACUCUCCGUAGAGGUACUCCUGAAUGGUUUAGCUCACUGAAAGCUAGCGUAAUGCCUAUGCAAGGAGAAUACGAUGCCUCUUUCGUAGACUUUUGCUCUGAGGUCUACGUCCAGCUCAAACAUUCUCUUAGCCACUAUCAUCCUCUUUUUGAAGGGACCAAUGGAAUACCAUACUUCAGUGUUGUAUUCAAACAAAUUGAUAAGUUGAUGUCAGAUGAAGUGAUAGCUUUCCUCAACCAAAACGAAUACCCAGAUCCAUCCUACGAUAGACUUAUCUUCUCAGUUUACCUGGAAGUUAAAGACCUAGCAACGUUCAGUCAUAAUCUUCCUGUCGGAGGAGACCAUAGGUUACUUCUACCUAAAUGCCAUGAAUGGUUUGAACCUUCUGUUAGCUGUUGGUUGAGUGUGUGCAAAGGCAAAGCGCUGCAAAGGGUACGCACUGGAGUUGAGCUUCAGAAGCCCUGCACCGGAGACGAUCGUAUGGUGAAGCACUCCUCAUCAGCAGUAGACACUGUCGCCAUCUUCUGUCAACUGAGGGACUUCUGGAGGCUACUUCAAUGGCCUAAAGCUCAUUCGGUUCCUCUACUUGGUCAGCUUUUGGAUUGCGUUUGCUCUGCAGCAUUACUGUAUGCCGACAUCACCUAUCAAGGGCUGAUGGAGACAGGUUACUUUGAUAGGCUUGGUCCCUUUAAAUUGUGCGAUGAAAUGUGUAUUGCAGCCAAUAAUUUGGAAUAUGUUUACAAGUUUGUUUCCUUACUUGAAAACUACUUCGACUUUGUAACACUAGAAACGAUAGCCUCAGAGCAGCAUUUCGCUGCACUAACAGCUCAACUAGACAGUACCUUAAGCCAAUUUCAAGUGCGAGUUAUGGACAUAUUGAAACGAGUUGGACCUCAGAUGCAAGAAGCCUUGAGAAAAGCUAUGUUCCACGUGGCUUGGUCACCAGACACUCUACCCACACCAAGGGCUGUUGAACCUCUAUUCGAUUACCUCCACCACCAUUUGUGUCAAUUGAAUGCAGCCUUGUUGCCACAAAACUUCCAGAAGGUACUUUUAGAGGUUUGGGAAUAUACAUUGGCAGAACUGAAUUAUCAAAUGGACGGCACUACGAGCAGUGAAGAAAUGCCUGCAAUGUUCCAUGAAAGACUCCAUGCGGCUCUUGAAUUGAUGGUGGAAUUUUUUCAUGCUGAGGGUCAAGGUCUUUCAACGGAAAUGAUGCAGUCGGGAGGAUACUUCCAAAUAGAGCAAAGACUUCAGUAUCACAGAACGGAUACAGAGAUGCUGAUAGAAAUGUUCUAUGCACAAAGAUUAUUAGAACAACUUAACACAACUUCUGGGCCUUAUGGCAGCCUAGCAGUUCGAGCCUACUUCAAUCAUGAUUCCUUAUGUGUUGAGGUUCUUCAUGCACGAGAUAUAAUUCCACUGGAUCCGAAUGGAUUUAGUGAUCCGUUUGUGAUCAUUGAGCUACUGCCUCACCGAAUAUUCCCACACUGCAACGAACAGCAAACCAAUGUACACAAGAAGACCCUUCAUCCGAUUUUUGACGAGUGUUUUGAAUUCAGUGUCACUCUCGAGCAGUGUAGGGCUGAUGGAGCUAUGAUUUGUUUCACGGUAAUGGAUCACGAUGUUCUAACAGCUAAUGACUUUGCUGGAGAAGCGUUUUUGGCACUUGGAACGAUACCGGGUGUAGCAGACGUAGGGGCAUGUAUCGACAAUUUUCAUGGACUGAAACCUGUAGAGUUGGUCCUGAUGCAACAGCACAAGAAAAAUCAUCCAAUUCUACAAAUCCUAGAAUCAAGAAGUGGCGAUCGUCAAGCCACUGAAUUUGUGAAGAAGCAGAAGCAGCGAUUCGCAAAUAAGUAAAUUAACAAAUCGGAUAAGACCUCAAAUCACAAAAUGUACAUAGCAUUAUAUCCAUCUCAUCCGAACUAUUUUCUUUACUUAUAUCAAGAUCUAAAGGAGGUAUUCAACCUUUAAUAUGGUAUGGAAUACUAAUAAAAUACCGAUACUUGAAGAUAGCUUACCCCUGGGCGUCCCUUUGCUUCAAAUGUGUGGUAUUAGAAAACUAUAAUCAUAUAGCUCAUAUAUUUCUGGUGGAUCUAUUCAAAGUACUAAUAUCUAAUCAACCAAUCAGUAGGGGCAGUGAAUGAGUUAUGGGAAAGGUCACCGAACAGUUUCAUCAAAUUUGCACAAAGUAUGAAACCCAAUACGCCAAACUUUAGCACCCGAUCAAUUAUUCUGACCUCUAAGCCCCUCGGAAUUGAGAUACUAUAAAUCAUUUCAUUCACAUGUCAUUAAAUCCCAUUUGUGAGACAAUGAUAUCAACUAUAUAUGGUUUCAUUAAUUCUUCGUUAAAGGUACUAGGUGGAAACAUCAUUAAAAUUUGAAGAGGACAAACCCAUUGGUUUCCAAAAUACAAAACGCUUUUUAGAUGUCUACGAUUUAAUUUCAUCCUGUCCGGCACAACAAAAAUAUCAAUGUUCAUUAUGAAAAAAAUGAAUGACUGAAAAAUAUACCUAUAUAUUAUAUACAUGUAACUAUGUAGUCUAAGAAAUAGUUUUCUUACAAUGCUUUUUAAUCACUAACAUUGUAAUAUCAAUGUGAAACGCAAGCUUGCUUGUCAGAUUUAUCAUUCACAUCACGAUAAUUUUAUAAGUAUUUCACUGGUCUUGAUUUGUCCAUCAAAUGCAAAUACAAUGCCGAUUUUUUAAUACCCGACAUGUCACUAUGAUAUGUUGAUAUCUCAAAAAAAUACAUUUCGGGCAUUGAAAAAGCGAUUUAUGGAGAAGUAAAACUGAGUAGGGUUUUUACUCUCUACUUUCGCAUUUUUAUAGGUUCUUUUUAAUCCUGUGGAGCAUAAACUGGUCACCCAAGCAUAUUCACAAUGUAAUUGUUGCUCUUGUGGAGCAAGAAGUCACUUACAGACCAUAACAUUGCCAAGCAUAUUCAGAAGAGAAAUCUUGAAAACCAAAUCUAACUUUUAAUUUUUAUAAACUCUGUUCAAAAACAUUGUGGAUGUGAGAUUAAUAGAAAUGAUUUUACGAACCAUCCACAUUGCUAUUAACUAUAUUGAACUGCAUAAAGCGCACAUUUUCCUUAUAAAUCUGACAAGUUCUAGAUACCUAUCGACAAUCCUAAACGCAACGUUUAAUCAAUUAUCUAUCUUCAUAUCAUAACCUUAGUUUUGUGUGAAAUGUAAUGUAAUCCAAAGGGAUAUGUAUAUACACCAAUUUGACACUAUCAUACGUUUGAGAAUUCGAGGUAUAUCUGAUGUAUAUUUUGGUAUUUUGUAUCCAUGUAACCUACAAAUGCAAAACGGAUUGACACAUAGAAUAUCGACAAAACUACGUAAGAAUAUUCAACAAAUUCGCAAAGUGCAAAAUAAUCUUACCACAUAUCUUCAAUUGGAGGGAUGGGUGAAUGGAUAACUAAAAUUCCCGCUACCAUUGAUUCAUGUGCUUCUCUGACGGAUCCUUUUCAAAGGAAACAGGAUGCAGUGGGUCGGCGGUAUACCUGAAAGGCAAAGACGUGCAGAAAAAAUUCGCGCUUUUUGCCAUCUUAAUGGUCAGUCAAGCAGCUCUUAAACCAGUGGCAUCUCCGAGAACAAGCUCACCCUCAGUUCAAGAUUGCACUACUGCUAAGCUUAGCCCAAUCCAAAUAAUUGACCCUGCUUUGUAUCCCCGGCCAGAGUGGAGUGCCGGGUAAAGAAAAAGCUGAUUUAUCUGUCUAGGCUGGGCAUAACCAGGCGCCAGGUCAACACCGUCCUGAAUUAAUAGACGUAUAGGGUCCUGGGAAAAGCGUGGUGCGAGACUGCAUUCAAGUCAAGAAGUUUGAGGUGGUCCCGACAAACGUCGGACGUGCUGGCUACUUGACAGAAGUAGAGACUCGUCCAAUCUUCUGAUGGGGGUUCUCACCGGCCACUCUAGACUGAAUAGUCACUUAGCAGAGUGUUGGUACAUUCGGGCUCCACAAGAAGGGAAAAAAUGACGUACUUGACAGGCUUCAUCUCCUCAAUACCACUGCUACUACUAUUACCAUCUUUAGUUAAAUGCUCGACCCAGCCUCAUGUGUCAGUAUAAAGUAAUACCUAAAACGUAUAUUUAUAUUCAUGAUUCCUGUGCAUAUGACAACAGCAAUCUCAACUUUGGACACUGACGCAUCUUGAUACCUCCUUUGACUUCAUGUAUAGCUAGAUACCAGAAUGUAAGAGUAGCGUAAUCUGCGUACAUAGACACAGUGGUAAACGGUGGGUCAUGCUGCUCUUUUGUACCUGGCUAUAAAAGUGAAAAUUUCUGGGAGAAUUAUGUGGUAGGCUUAUCUUAAGCUUCGGUAUUGUAUCAUUUUAAUGAUAUUUAUUCAGUUUAGGCUGCCAGUCCAGUGAGGAGUCACAUGAAAAUAUGACGUAAUAUGUUAGUAUGCUAUCAAAAUGACUAACAGCACUCUAAAACAUGAAAAAUAACGACCAUUAAAUUCGUUUUGCAUUCGGAACAAAUUAAGAAUUUAAUGAGAUGUUUACAAUAGGUAUCUGCAAAUGAGGUAGCCAUACCUAUACAUAUACUAAAGGAAUUUGUUUCGGCCGAUUCGCUCUUCAGGUAAAUAAAUAUAGUCUGCUCGAAAAAUUCCAUCUAAGUUCGAAAUGAAGGUUUCUGUACUUUACUACUCAAAAAUAACCAGACAUCUUCGAGGAAGAUAUAUGUACUAAAAUAAGAUUUACGAGUUUUUUAAAUGAGAAAUUUCGCACCUCAAACGUGAAGAGAAAAUGGCCGAAACAAAAACAGAUCUUUUAGUUAAAUAACCUCACAUACUAAAUGGAUAGUAAAUGAAACGAUGCUUAAAAAAUCUUAUUUUCAGUACAUAGAUAUGUACCAUUUAAUGCGUAAAAUCCUAAGAACACUACGUUGAAAAAUCAUGUUACUGAUUUCUUCUCCAUCCAGUUAUUGCUAAGCGACUAAAUAGAUACACAGUCCCUAACAGAGCAAUCGUAUUUGAUAUUUAAAAACUUUUACAUCAAAUUAAUACUGAAAUCCUAACGAAUUAAUUCCGUUAGCGGCUUAACUGUUUGAUAUAUUGAAGAAAAUAAAACUAAUAAAGAUGCAUAUUUCUUGGAGAUUCAGAAAUAUACAGCGUUAUCUUCGGUAAAAGUAGUAACUUGUGCAUUGAGUUGGGAUUCUCAGAAAAACUACUACAUUUAAUGCAAAAGUGAAAAGUGAUGUGAUAAGUUUACAGUUUUCACAGUUAACUGUAUUUUUGUGUUUUACAACACUUAAUUCCGCAACUCAUGACUUCUUAAAAAUAUUUACAUGUGCGUAUUUCAUAUAUCUGAUUAUAUGCUAUGAAAUUAAGGAUGUUAGGAUUAUAAAUCAAAUGAAAAGUACUCAAAAAUCAGACACUGCUUAUGAAAAUCAAAGAGUAUAAGACAUGUUCACAUUAAAAUGGUACAAAUAAGUUACAAAAUACAAUCAAUAAAUACGUCGCGUAUCUAUACAGUUAUAAUAGACAGUUCUCAACAGUGAAACCGAACAUAAUCAGCUUAUUCUAAAGAGAGUAAUUCUAAUCCAGAUAGAAAUAAAUAAUACAACAAGAAAGUAUGGAAGUUAGGAGACCGUGUAUCACCCAAAUUUACCUUUACGUACUAAAUAAUAUAGUAUUUAUUUACGCACAUUCAACAAUAAAAAUAUUAAUUCUUUAGAUAUAUAUUUUAUAAUUGUGUUAAUUUUAUAUACAGAAGUUUAUAAACACCUAAAAAUAUAAUUAUAUACAUAUCUUGUAAACUAUCAACAAAUACCUCGGUCUGCCAUCAGUAGGAAGUCAAUAAAUUGUUUUUAAAAUGACUAAAUCAACCAAAUUUGUCUGAAUGAUCGUUAAGUAAAGCCACUAGAUGUUAGCUCUCGAACAUUUUUGGAGAUGUGACGAUACAUUGGACGCUUGUGUGUCUAGGAUCAAAAUUAAAGCAAGUGAGCCCGACAACAACUAUACAAAAUUCAUUUUCAACGUGCAACCAGCCAAAAUAAACUUCAUCAUGCUAGUCUAUAGAUGCAGUGCGCUGAUUGGACGAUUAGAAAGGACCGUAACAAGACGCUCCUGGUAAUAAAAAGGACAGGUCUGGAUCAGCUCAGCGCAAACAGACCACCUAUAGUCCCAUACAAAAAUGCACAACAUUUAUCGUCUUUCACAGAUAAAUAUUACGUGUAACCAUUGAUUAACGUUUUUACCAAUUGGUAAACAGUGAAUACGGUUCUGGUCAGUCUGGCCCAGCACCUCAUGCCUGAUAUUAUUAGAUGCGUAUUAUUAUAUUUCUUACAUUUAUCGCACCUCGAAAUCGAAUUUGAUAUAUUGUUACCCACAAACAUCAAUGAGGUAAGUUGUGUGGUUUGAUAUCUCUUGGCGGAAUUCACAAAAAAUUAGUUGAUUGUGCACUGGUGAAUAUCAGGCAAUGAAUAGCCUUCUCUCAAAUUCCGCAAUUUACAAAUGAUUCAUUGAUAACAAAAACAGUCGAGUUUCUGAUUUUGUGGAUCGAAAAGUACGAAUAUUCACUAAAUCAGCUAGCUGCAGUGGGUUUGCUCAUAUGUUUAUGAAAUUAUUCUUGGCAUUGUUUGACAUUUCUCUAUGUAAACAAGUGGCAGACCGCGUAUUUGGCUAUUUUCGGAAUAUGAACAAUCACUGAAUGUCAAUAUACGCUUAUUAUAGGAUUUAUAUAUUUACACACUGUGUAUGUUUUUGUUACAUCCCAGCUUUUUGAGUGUGACAGAAUUAUUACUAUGGAAGCGGACGUGAGAUGUAACUUUGUCUUGGAGACCAUAUCUUGAAAUUUAGGCUUGUUUCAUUAUUUAGAUGAAACUGACUUAUUGUUGCAGUUGAUGUAUUAGUAACAAGUAGCAAAGAAAGGAAACAUCUUACAGACCUGGUUUCUCCAGACCAGAGUGGUAUCACAAAACCCAACGGUUUUCGUCGGCCAAAAUACAUAUACCUAAAAAGCGAGCCUAAAAACUACGUGAAGCUUUGCAUUUUUUUUCUGUUUCUGACUUUCCUAUCGAGCUUACUGUAAACUGUAUGUCAAUUGAAUCAAAAUAUUGUAUGUAUUCUAUGUUACGAUUACAAAACAUUAUAUACCCAGUCUUUGUCUACCGAACAAUAAAAAUUAAUAAGUCGUGU